CUAGUGCCCGCUGGUUGCUGGUGUGAGGCUCGCGGCGGGGCUCCCGGCGAGGUCGGACACCUCAGACCCCUCGCCGGCCGCUCGCCUGGCGCCGAUGGCUGGCCGCUCCCUGGGGAAGGCGGUAGCCACCGUGUCGCUCUCGGUGGCCCUCGCGUCCGUAACUGUCCGGUCCUCAGGCUGCCGCGCCAUCCCCGCACCCAGAAACCCAUUUCCAUCCUGUGGGUUUCACCUUAAAGCCAACAUCAUGUCUGGUUCUAAUGGUGUCAAAGACAAUUCCCACAACAAGGCCCGGACAUCUCCUUACCCAGGUUCAAAAGUCGAGCGAAGCAAGGUUCCCAAUGAGAAGGUGGGCUGGCUUGUUGAGUGGCAGGACUACAACCCAGUGGAGUACACCGCGGUCUCUGUGUUGGCUGGACCCCAGUGGGCAGACCCUCAGAUCAGCGAGAGUAGCUUCUCUCCCAGAUUUAAUGAGAAGGACGGGCAUGUGGAGAGGAAGAGCCAGAACGGCCUGUACGAGAUUGAGAACGGGAGGCCCAGAAAUCCUGCAGGGAGGACAGGACUAGUUGGCCGGGGUCUUCUGGGGAGAUGGGGCCCAAAUCAUGCAGCAGAUCCUAUUAUAACCAGGUGGAAGAGGGACGAGAGCGGGAACAAGAUCACACACCCUGUCUCUGGGAAAUGCAUCUUGCAGUUCGUCGCCAUCAAAAGGAAAGACUGCGGAGAGUGGGCGAUCCCAGGGGGGAUGGUGGACCCCGGAGAGAAGAUCAGUGCCACACUGAAAAGGGAGUUUGGUGAGGAAGCCCUGAACUCGUUACAGAAGUCCAGUGCGGAGAAGAGGGAGAUCGAGGAGAAGCUGCACGCACUCUUCAGCCAGGAGCAUCUUGUGAUAUAUAAGGGCUAUGUCGACGACCCUCGGAACACUGACAACGCAUGGAUGGAGACUGAGGCAGUGAACUACCAUGAUGAGACAGGGGAGACGAUGGACAACCUCACGCUGGAGGCUGGAGAUGAUGCGGGGAAGGUGAAGUGGGUGGACAUCAGCGACCAGCUCAAGCUGUAUGCCAGUCACUCACAGUUCAUCAAACUCGUGGCAGAGAAGCGAGAUGCCCACUGGAGCGAGGACUGUGCUGCUGACAGCCACGGGCUAUAGCCUGUCCCCGCGAGCCAGCCGGCAGGGGCUGCGCUGCAGAAGCAGUGCUGCAGAACUGACACUCAAAGGCCGCCUGGAAAUGCUUGCAACAAGGCGAGGUGCCUGAACCGAUGAGGAACACUGAAGUUCCGCCUUCUCCUCAAGAGAUUAGAGACUGUCGUUUUGUAUAUAUUUAAGCAUGUCUGAACAAAAUUUAAAUAACUAACGUUCUUUGAAAAGUUGUAGUUGCAAUAAAUAUAAAACCCCA
Rattus norvegicus (Norway rat) is the source of this 1394-nucleotide messenger RNA. It is a transcript of the gene Nudt9, whose product is annotated as nudix hydrolase 9. NCBI's taxonomy places the organism in Eukaryota, Metazoa, Chordata, Mammalia, Rodentia, Muridae. Gene Ontology annotation, molecular function: ADP-ribose diphosphatase activity. The record is from RefSeq and is marked provisional. Gene Ontology annotation, cellular component: mitochondrion; cytosol; cytoplasm. The transcript has 8 exons. Bases 95 to 1147 code for a protein of 350 amino acids.